AGUACUAAAGCCCAGAAACAAAAGGAGGGUUUAAAGUGAAAGAAAAGACUCGAAGAAACAAGAACAAUAUAAAUAAAAUAACCUUAUUAUCUCAGAAUUCCGAUUCCUUAAAUCUUGUCCCCCCGGACCAGUGCUGUCGCGUCGCCGUCAUCCACUUCCAUUGAGUGAUGUACAGCCAAAGGGAUGUGUCGAGCUGCAACACCUACAACUAUGGCGAUGCUCUGUAUUGGGACACUCGCUACAUCCAAGAAGGUGGUUCCUUCGAUUGGUAUCAGCGUUACUCUUCUCUCAGACCCUUCGUUCGUCAUUGCUUCCCUCUUUCCUCUACCCUCCUCAUGGUUGGUUGUGGCAAUGCCGUUAUGUCUGAGGAUAUGGUCAGAGAUGGUUAUGAGGACAUCGUGAAUAUUGAUAUUUCAUCAGUUGCCAUUGACAUGAUGAGAAGAAAAUAUGAGUACAUCCCUCAGCUGAAAUACAUGCAGAUGGAUGUCAGGGAUAUGAGCUACUUUCCAGAUGAAUCUUUUGAUGGUGUAAUUGAUAAAGGAACUCUUGAUUCAUUGAUGUGUGGUACUGAUGCUCCAAUUAGUGCUUCUCAGAUGCUUGCAGAAGUGUGUAGACUUCUGAAACCUGGAGGUUCUUAUAUGUUGAUUACAUAUGGUGAUCCAACAGUUAGGAUGCCUCAUCUAAGCAAGCCUGUAUACAAUUGGAAAAUUACAUUGUACAAUAUCCCAAGACCAGGAUUUCAAAAGCCUGAAACAAGUACUUCAGCGAGAAAAUCAUACUUGGAGCCCAUCCCCCUCACUGAAAAGGGGUCACUUCCAACAGAUUGGGUUAUGGAAGAUCCAGAUUCUCACUUUAUAUAUGUUUGUAGAAAGAUAAUUGACACAGAGAUUGACAAUGUACCCUCAUACAAAUUAACAACUGAUGUUGCAUUGAAUCACUGGUGAAGGUAGUAUUAUCCUCUUCACAAAAACUUUGAUGUGCAUCAUAGUCAUUUAAGAGGUUGCUAUUGUCAUCAUUACCCCUGGGAGAAGUUACCACCAUCAAUGGGACUUAUGUUUGUAAUAGCAUUUUGUUUUCAUCAUUUAGAGUAGUGAGGUUAGCUUGUAGUGAUUUUAAUACUAUAAAAGUCUAUGGGGGAAAUCAGACAAAUUGACUGAUCAA
Lotus japonicus is the source of this 1161-nucleotide messenger RNA. RefSeq lists its product as uncharacterized. The transcript is spliced from 8 exons. The coding region runs from base 168 to 944 and encodes 258 amino acids. Gene Ontology annotation, molecular function: S-adenosylmethionine-dependent methyltransferase activity. The record is from RefSeq and is a predicted model, not a curated record. Lineage: Eukaryota; Viridiplantae; Streptophyta; Magnoliopsida; Fabales; Fabaceae.